AUGUUUAGAAGAAAGGCAAUUACGAUACGAGUGGUCUUUGGAGGGAGGAAAUACAUUUCGGGGACUCCCUUGAACAGGACUCAUAUAAUAUGCAGGCGAUACCACCAACCCACCCAGUUGCAGUACUUGACAUUGCGAAAUACACACAUACCCAUGACUAUGCAGCUAUCCCGAAGAGUGCACAUUUCUCCAGUUUUGAGUGGCGAAGAAACUGUAUCAGCGCCUACGUUCCCUGAUUCUGUCAGCAGUGGAGAUGCAAAGUUGCUCAAGAAGGAGGGUGAUGCCGUCGCAAUGGAUGAAGUGAUAAUGGAAAUUGAAACGGAUAAGACGGCCCUGCCGAUCAUGUGCCCUGGACAUGGCACCAUUACUAAAUUUUUCGUAAAACAAGGCGAUUCUAUCAAGUCUGGACAAAAACUCUUUUCGGUGAAUGUAACAGGCGUGGCUCCGGCUAAGGCAGCAGCUCCAGCUCCAGCUCCAGCUCCAGCUCCGGCAGCUGCAAGACCACAAGCUGCUCCGGCCGCUGCACCCGCCGCUGCACCCGCCGCUGCACCCGCCGCCGCGCGACCUGCCCCCGUUGCAGCCGCGGCCCCUCGUGUCGCAGCACGUAUUAAAGGCACAGCAGCAAAACCUCCAGCUUUGGCUGCUUUGAAAAUUGGUGAUCCUACGAAAUCAAUAUCGGGCACUCGCACCGAGCAUCCAGUUCCUAUGAAUAGAAUGCGUUUACGCAUAGCAGAGCGGCUGAAAGACGCGCAGAAUACAACCGCUAUGUUAACAACCUUCAACGAAUGUGAUAUGAGCAAACUAAUGGCGUUCCGCAAGGCAAACUUAAAAACGUUUACACAGAAAUAUGGCGUGAAGCUGUCGUUCAUGUCACCGUUCAUAAAGGCUGCAGCGAACGCUCUCAUGGACCAGCCAGUCGUCAAUGGAGUUAUAAUCAACCAAGACAUUGUCUAUCGAGACUAUGUGGACAUAUCCAUCGCAGUGGCCACACCUCGUGGACUAGUCGUGCCCAUCAUUCGUAACGUAGAUUCUAUGGACUAUCCACGAAUCGAACUUGCUAUGAAUGAGCUAGCAAAGAAAGCUAGGGAUGGUCGACUCUCGCCUUCUGACAUGCAAGGUGGAACCUUCACGUUGAGCAAUGGUGGAGUAUUUGGAUCCCUACUCUCUAUGCCCAUAAUCAAUCUACCGCAGUCGGCCAUAUUAGGCAUGCACGCCAUCAUACCACGACCUGUCGCAGUAUCCGGCAAGGUUGAAAUCAGGCCCAUGAUGUACCUGGCUCUGACCUACGACCACAGGUUGAUUGAUGGCCGCGAAGCGGUGCUAUUCCUAAGAAAAGUAAAGUCAGGAGUUGAAGACCCAACUUCAAUUCUUGCGGGAAUUUAG
Molecule: messenger RNA, 1383 nt
Organism: Spodoptera littoralis (African cotton leafworm)
Lineage: Eukaryota; Metazoa; Arthropoda; Insecta; Lepidoptera; Noctuidae
Source: the annotation of a GenBank genome assembly